CCACCACCACCACCUCCACCUCGCACCCUUUCGCCCCCCAUGCCGCCCUCUCAGCUGAAGCGCCUGAAGGCCUCGUUGCGCGAGCAGGGAAUCACCGGCCCCCAAAAGUCCAAGAAGGAGAAGAAGAGACAGGGCCACAAUGCCGACAAGCGGGCCCAGCGCAAUGCCGCCCUCGAGGGAAUCCGCGAGAGCUUCAAUCCCUUCGAGGUCAAGACUGCCUCGAGGCCGGACAAGUUCGAAUCCACCAGCUUCCAAAACGCGAGGAACAAGUCUGCGAAAAACCUUGUCGCGAGGCCCGGUGUCACCAAGAGUCUGGGAGAAGAGGCUAGGCGCAAAGCCCUCCUCCCCGAAAUGAACAAACGGAACAAGGUCGGCGGCAUCAUCGAUCGGCGUAUCGGCGAAAACGACCCUACAAUGACGCCAGAGGAGAGGAUGCUGGAGCGUUUUACUCGGGAAAAGUCGCGUAACAAGGGCGCCUCCAUCUUCAAUUUGGAAGAGGAUGAGGAGGAGAUGCAGCUUACUCACGCGGGCCAGACACUGGAUUUGGAUGGCGAGCAAGACGAUUUCGACGCAGGGAGCCUUGCUGGUGACGAUAGUGGCGAUGAAGCGCGGCCGGCCAAGAGGAGGCGGGAGCCUGGAGAGGAGGGUGAGACGGACGAGGAAGAGGGAGACCAGCCGGAGCGGAAGAAGAGCAAGGCGGAGGUUAUGAAGGAAGUCAUUGCCAAGUCAAAGCUCCACAAGUUUGAGCGCCAGCAAGCAAAGGAAGAUGAUUACGAGCUGCGCGAAGAGCUGGACCAAGGCCUCGGGGAUAUGCUCGCUCUUUUGAGGGGUCACAAACGGCCUCCGCCUGCCGCGGAGACCAGUGGCGCUAUGGGCGAUAUGAACCCAGAACGGGCAGCUAUGAUGAGCGGCGAGGACAAGAAGAAGGCCGAGAAGGAGUACGACAAGCGACUGCUGGAGAUGAAGCUCGACAGGCGUGCGGCCCCUACCACGAGGACGAAGACGGACGAGGAGAAGGCUGCGGACGAGGCCGAAAGGCUGAAGGAGCUUGAGGAGAAGCGCCAGCGCAGAAUGAGAGGCGAGGAGGAGAGCGAGGACGAGCAGCCUCAGCAGAAAUCCGCUGAUGUGGAGAUGGAGGAUGACGAGGACGCUCUCCCUGAUGAUGCGGCAGAGUUUGGCUUCACUGAUACCCACAACCAGCACGGCACUUUGCGGCCGCCUGGAAUCGACGACGAAGACGAUUUCGAAAUCGAUGCUGAUCUGGUCGACAGCGGAUCUGACGUCGAUGAAAACGAAUACGAAGAUGAAGAUGAAGAGAAUGGAAGCGAAGCUGAGAGCUCGGAGGAUGAGGACAACAUGCAGCACGAGGAGGAUGAGGAAGACGAGUUUGUCCGCGGGAUCCUUGACAAGGACGAGAAAAAGGCCACCCCCGGCGUUUUGGAUCUCACAAAAGCAGUCGAUGGCACUUCAAAACUGGCCUACACAUACAAGUGCCCGCAGUCGCACGAGGAGCUGUUGGAGGUAUUCAAAAACGUCACUGUCAAGGACACGCCGACGGUCGUUCAGCGCAUAAGAGCUUUGUACCACCCUCAGCUCAAUGCCGACAACAAGGCAAAGAUGGCGGACUUUUCCGGCGCACUGGUGGAUCACAUUUCGUAUCUCGCCCUCCAGAAGCCGUCGCCGCCCCUGGCAACGAUUGAGACUCUGAUCCGUCACCUGCACUCGCUGUCGCGCACCUUUGCGCUGGGCAUUGCCACUGCUUUCCGCAGGCAUUUGGAAAAGAUGCACGAGGAGGCCACCAUCACGCCGGGAGACUUGGUCAUUCUCACUGCCAUCAGCACCAUCUACCCGACCUCUGACCACUUCCACCAGGUGGUCACUCCAGCCAUCACAGUGAUGGCUCGGUGGAUGGGCCUGGGCACGCCGCAGACGCAGCAGGACCUUGUUACUGGAGCGUACCUGGGCGCGCUUUGCCUCAAGUACCAGGCGCUGGCCAAGCGCUACAUGCCCGAGCUGGUGCGGUUCACGCUGCUGGCGCUGAAGCACACGGAACUUCCGGCCGACACCAAGCAAGCGUACGUCAACAACCUGACGGGCAUGGCAGAGCUGUGGACCGGCAAAGCGGCAUUCAUCGAGAUCUUCACGCCAGAGGCACUCGGCGUGCUCAAAGACCUCAAACAAAUCAAAGCGCUACGCCAACUGCAAAUCCAAGCCAAGCAAGCGCGGCUGGCGCGGCGUCCACAAGAACUCCACCACCACCGCCCGCAGGCGAUCAAAACCUCGGUGCCCAAGUUCGAAGAGGGCUUCAACCCCGACAAGCACUACGAUCCGGACGCGGCGCGGCGCGAGGCCAGCAAGCUGCGGGCCGAGGUGCGCCGCGAGAAGAAGGGCGCCAUGCGCGAGCUGCGCAAGGAUGCGAGCUUUGUUGCGCGCGAGCGGCUGCGCGAGAAGAAGGAGCGCGAUGCCGCGUAUGAGGCGAAGUAUCGGAAGCUGGUGCAGGAGAUUCAGAGCGAGGAGGGCGCGCAGAAGAAUGCGUAUGAGCGGGAGAGGAACGCGAGGAAGGGGAAGAAGGGGGGGAGGUAGGUUGGUUGGUGUUGUGGGGUGGGAGUGCUUGGUGUGUAACUAGGAGGAAGUGUUGGUGUUGUUGGGUGGAUUAUCUAACUUACUACCUAUGUAGAGAGAGAGAGAGAGAGCGAGAGAGAGGAAGAGGAAGGGAGGCGGUGGCGGUGUUGCUGCGGCCGCAAAUAAGGUACCUAGAGCACGCCGUACAGGCGCGGCAAUACAUACGAACGGGGUGUCCUUUUCUGGCUGGGCUUGGGCUAUGUAGCAGCGCGAGCUGUGUGUGUGUGUGUGUGCAUACGAGGCGCGCGUGUCUACUGACUUUC
Messenger RNA from Aplosporella prunicola CBS 121167, 2885 nucleotides. RefSeq lists its product as uncharacterized. Gene Ontology annotation, cellular component: Noc4p-Nop14p complex; small-subunit processome; nucleolus. NCBI's taxonomy places the organism in Eukaryota, Fungi, Ascomycota, Dothideomycetes, Botryosphaeriales, Aplosporellaceae. The transcript has 2 exons. The record is from RefSeq and is a predicted model, not a curated record. Bases 40 to 2583 code for a protein of 847 amino acids. Gene Ontology annotation, biological process: maturation of SSU-rRNA.